UUUAAAGAGUUAAGUACUAAACUUCCUAUUAAAUCUAGUUGGUAGAAGAAACAGAGGCGAGAUCUGAGACUAGCUACAUCGAAGAAGAAGAAGAUGAAGCGUGAGUUUGCGACAACGCUCUUACUCUCGACUCUCUUUACCUUUCUGGUGCCGGAGCUGAUUCCGGUAUGCGAAGCCGUGUGGCUCACCAUUCCCAAGACCGGAACAAAGUGCGUGUCGGAGGAAAUCCAGAGCAAGGUCGUCGUUUUGGCCGAUUACCUCGUCAUCUCCGACGAACAUUCCAUCUUCCCUACUGUCUCUCUCAAGGUUACAUCACCAUAUGGCAGCGUUUUGCACCACAGCGAAAAUGCUACGCAUGGUCAGUUUGCGUUUACAACCCAGGAAUCAGGAACCUACUUGGCCUGUUUUGAGGCCGUAGGGAAUAGUCACGGUAACAAGGAUAUCAGCAUCAACCUUGACUGGAAAACUGGAAUCGCCGCCAAGGAUUGGGACUCCAUUGCUAGGAAAGAGAAGAUUGAGGGUGUGGAGCUUGAGCUUAGGAAACUCGAAGGUUCAGUUGAAGCCAUACAUGAAAACCUACUUUACCUCCGUAACAGAGAAGCAGACAUGAGGAUUGUGAGUGAAAAAACAAACUCGCGAGUCGCGUGGUACAGUAUAAUGUCACUAGGCAUCUGCAUUGUGGUCUCUGGUUUACAGAUUUUGUACUUGAAGCAGUACUUUGAAAAGAAGAAGCUUAUUUAGAUGAGAGUGAUCCAUGGGUACUUGAGACACCAACAGACUGUUCAGUUUCCUUUGCUUUUGUUUCUUGUAACACUGUUUCGUUUUCCUGUAACACUCUGUUUCGAACCUGUUAGUAUACAAAUUUUGUUCACUUA
Messenger RNA from Raphanus sativus (radish), 875 nucleotides. Its product is annotated as transmembrane emp24 domain-containing protein p24delta4. The transcript has 4 exons. The record is from RefSeq and is a predicted model, not a curated record. Gene Ontology annotation, cellular component: COPII-coated ER to Golgi transport vesicle; endoplasmic reticulum; endoplasmic reticulum-Golgi intermediate compartment. Bases 94 to 741 code for a protein of 215 amino acids. Gene Ontology annotation, biological process: endoplasmic reticulum to Golgi vesicle-mediated transport; intracellular protein transport; Golgi organization. Lineage: Eukaryota; Viridiplantae; Streptophyta; Magnoliopsida; Brassicales; Brassicaceae.